AUGUCCGAGUUGGUAGACACCAGCAGUGUAUCGGAAAGGAGUCCCGAGCGUGGCUCAAGGGCUGAUCGUGGAGUGGCACGUAAACCACUAGGCACUGCUCUAGUUGCGAAGCAGUCGCUGCAUGCCAUUGAUGGCGUGGUCGGACAGAGUCCGAGACAUCUUUGGAGCGGCACUUCAGAUACGCGUGUAGUGGCAUGUUAUCCAUUGGACGAAGAAUGCGGGGUUAACAGCUCUUCGUCGGAUGUUGUAGAUAACAUCGGAGCUCUAAAGGAGCGGAAACACGACAUUAUGUACAAUCUUAAAAUCGGGGAGGAUAUUUUCCGUUCCAGCUUCGACACAGCUAGGCGCAAAGGCAAAGUUGAGUACGCCAAGAAAGCUGUCGAAAACAGUGGCACGACUAUUGGCAUCAAAUGUACUGAUGGCGUCAUCAUGGGCGUGGAGAAGACGCUGUUGAGCAAGAUGCUGGUACCCGGCACACACCGCCGAGUUUACGCUAUUGACCGUCAUGUUGGACUUUCCAUGGGUGGUCUUGUAGCUGAUGGUCGACAAUUGGUCAAUCGAGCACGCGAAGAAGCACUUAACUACAAGAAGAAUUAUGGCUGUUGCAUCCCACCGCAUCUCCUGGCGGACCGCAUGGGACAAUUCGUGCACUAUUACACGCUUUACGGCUCGAUUCGACCUUUCGGGACUGCUAUAAUGCUUGCUGGGUAUGACCAAGACAUGAAGAAGACUAGCCUUUAUAUGGUAGAACCCUCAGGAGUCACUUAUAGCUAUCGCGGAUGCGCGCUGGGUAAGGGCCAGCAAUCUGCCAAGACAGAAAUUGAAAAAUACAAGCUCUUUGAUAUGACGUGUCGCGAAGCUAUGAAAUAUGUUGCCAAGAUUAUCAACACGCUACAUGACGAGGUGCGCCACCCGUUUGAGCUAGAAUUAAGCUGGAUUUGUGAGGAGACAAACUGGCAGCAUUGUCUAGUUCCGGACAAUUUGCGUGAUGAAGUAAACGAGUGGGCCAUUCAAUCAAUUAAAGAGGAGGAAAUGGACGACGACGACGAAUAA
Plasmopara halstedii is the source of this 1053-nucleotide messenger RNA. RefSeq names its product proteasome subunit alpha type-3. Gene Ontology annotation, cellular component: proteasome core complex; nucleus; proteasome core complex, alpha-subunit complex. Lineage: Eukaryota; Oomycota; Peronosporomycetes; Peronosporales; Peronosporaceae. Bases 1 to 1053 code for a protein of 350 amino acids. The transcript is spliced from 7 exons. The record is from RefSeq and is a predicted model, not a curated record.